AGGGGCUUCACCUUCAAUAGUAAUGGCUAUGGCUGCUGCAAGUAUAAACAGAAAGAAAAAAGGGUAUGGAUAUGGAUGGGCGAUUUCAGCUGGACUUAAUGCCGCAUUUGCCGCUAUUUCUGCCAAAUUCAUCACCCCACAUCUUGUAAGGUAUGGGAUGGUUGUUAUAUUCAAUGUAGUGAUGUGGGGAUGCUACGUGAAUAGCCUAAAAGUGCUCUCAUCUUUGCAAGCUACAGUGACCAACUUCGCAACCAACUUUCUUUCUUCCGGUUUAGCUGGAUUUUUCCUCUUCGAGGAACCAUUGCCACUCAAGUGGUUUGCAGGCGCUCUGCUCAUUGUAGCUGGUGUAUUUGUACUUAGUAGGUCAAGUAUAGACGACAAAACAAGAACUGACUAGAAGCUUUCACUGCCUUCUACCUUUUUCCAGGAUCUUUAUUCACAGAGGAUCAAAUGCAAGUUACCAGAAAUCUAGUGCAUUUUGACAAUUAUAGGGUCCCGUUUUUGCAGGUGCAUAGAUGAAAGCUGAGUGAAUGUGAUGUUAGAUGAUGGUAUUUUGGCACCUUUUUUAGAGGGUUACAGGUCUUUUUUUUAUACGCGAAUGUUUCUUGUAAGGAACUCUUUUCAUUUGGCUUCUUUCGCUCAUUCCAAUUUCUAUACAUUUAUCAAUUAUUAAA
This is a messenger RNA of Erigeron canadensis, 674 nucleotides long. RefSeq lists its product as uncharacterized. The record is from RefSeq and is a predicted model, not a curated record. Bases 23 to 397 code for a protein of 124 amino acids. The transcript has 3 exons. Lineage: Eukaryota; Viridiplantae; Streptophyta; Magnoliopsida; Asterales; Asteraceae.